AAAUGUCAAAUAUCAUCGAAUGUUCUGAUAAUUCACCUUUAAAGAAAAUAUUUAAAGCCGAUGAAUGGAAAGAAAUUAAUGAAAAACAUUCAUUUCAUAUUGAUGUAGACAUUACUGUCUCUCUUUAUUUGAAUCAUUUAGCUGAUUUUCUAUGUGAUGAUAACAAUAUCAUUAACGAUGAUCAUGAAAUGCUUCGUCCACCUGAUGAUAGUUUACGACAUAUCGAGUUAAAAUUUUAUUACGAAGCUUUAGUAAAAUUUAUCGAUAUUACAUCAAAAGUAUCAAAAGAACAUAAAAUUAAUGCUAAAAAGAAAAAACUGUACGAUGAAAAAAAAUUAGUCUCUAAAUCUAAUAGAGGUCAUCAUGUUGAUUUGAUAAUUAGGAAUAUAUUAAAUAUAGAUCUAAUGGUGAUAGAAGUUGUAGGCCCUCCGCAUCGUAGAAAUUAUAAGAAAAAUCUAGCUUGUAAAGAUUCUUAUGAAAAAUUUGUUAAUAAUUUGGUCGAAAAGUAUGGCAAAUGGAUAGAUAAAAGUGUUAUUUAUAACAUUUAUAAUCAAUUAAAAAUUUAUUAUGCUCAUGUACAUGUGAAAUGGUAUAUUUGGACAGUUGACCACCCUGGUAAUCAAGUGUAUAGGGCAAGACCUUUAUGUGAAUUUAAUAUUCCUUAUAAAAAGAAAGAUAGGCGUGUCAAUAGUAUCUCUAAAUUUGUUGAAGAAUUAUAUGAAUACUUAAAACAACAGGCGAAAAACAAUCCAGAUAUAAUACAAGAUACAGAAUUUGCCAGAAUAUUGUUAGAUGGAUGCGCAAUUACAAAUCCUACGCCCUCAAAUAGCCCGAGAGAUCCCCCGUACGAUUCAAGUAGCACUUCAUCAGAACAUAUAGAAGAUAUUUUAUCUUUAUUCAUAGAAGAAAAUGUUGAGGAGCUGCCAGAUUCAGAGAAUAAUUGGGAUACACAUGAAAAUUCUGACUACAAAUUAGAGUAA
This is a messenger RNA of Racocetra fulgida, 980 nucleotides long. The record is from the annotation of a GenBank genome assembly. Lineage: Eukaryota; Fungi; Glomeromycota; Glomeromycetes; Diversisporales; Gigasporaceae.